Paramisgurnus dabryanus is the source of this 1495-nucleotide messenger RNA. RefSeq lists its product as uncharacterized. NCBI's taxonomy places the organism in Eukaryota, Metazoa, Chordata, Actinopteri, Cypriniformes, Cobitidae. The record is from RefSeq and is a predicted model, not a curated record.
GUCAAGGAUAAUGUCAAAAAGAAACAGGACAGGAGACAGAAAGUGUCAAAUCAAGCACCAUUUUCUGUAGGCCAGAAGGUGCUGCGAAAGAAUAUAAGGAGCCAGCAGAGAAAAGGGGGCAAGCUUGAAAGAAGCUGGUUGGGCCCUUAUACAAUUGUGCACAUUCAAGAGAAAAGUGCUGACCUAAUGGAUAAACAAGGAGUGAUGCAUCCCAAAAUCAGUACCGACCAUCUAAAACCGUUUAUUGAUGACACACCACACAUACCCCAUAGACUACAAGGACCACAGUGCAAAAGACCACAUAUAGACAUCACCGGUGAAACAAGACCAUCCCCUUCAAUCCUUCCUGUAGACCUUACAAUGUCACAGCACAAUCAGCAUCCGCCCUCUUCUCCAUCCUCACCCUUAAACCCAUCACCACUUGAUUUGUCAAUGCAACGCCUGUGCUCUCCUGUGUCCCAUACUACUGCUGUGGCAACAUUGGUACCAGAUGACCCCACAGAUGCAGUGCAUUGUAUCAAUAGUGCAUGGGCUGGAAAUGACAGUUAUGUACUGCUGGCGAAAGUUGGACCAUAUAAAGUCUUCUACAAAGACUUGCAGAUUGGCCCUGGGAAGAAGUUGGAGAGUGAAGUUAUAAAUUCAUAUCUGUCCCUGGUUGUGAGGCAGCACAACUUAAUCUCAAAGGAGAAGGCAUACCAUAUGGACACAUUUGCCAUUACAGAGAUGUGGAAGGGAAGAAUUGAAAGAAUCAAGCUGGACCCCACUAAGUAUGAGAUCAUAUUGGGCAUCGUAAACGAGGGUGACCACUGGUUCUUGGUUGUAAGUAUUCGUGGUAAAGAACAGUUUAUUUUGAGCUUUCCCUUAUUCCCCUUAAUGCUGACUGCACUAAUAUUCCCAUAUUGUUGUCUACAUAUUUUUCCAUAUUACUUAGGCUGCAUACCCUUCCAAGAGAAAAGUUGUUUUGCUUGACUCACUUGGAGAGUCAAACACCAAGAAGAUUACAUGUUUGGUGAGAACAAGAGCCCUGAUGACACAAAAGGGCAUUCCAGAUUCACACUGGGUGUGUGAAACUCUGCCUCACCCACUUCAGAGGGAUGCUACAUCAUGUGGUGUGUUUGCAUUGAAGUUUGCCGAACACAUUCUUCAAAAUACUCAGAUUCACUUCCCAAAUACACCACAAGAAAUAAAGCGAAUCAGAAUGGAAAUAGCUUUGACUAUACUCCGCCAAUCUGAUGACCUAAGUGACCUGUGCCGCUUUUGUGGGGAGGCAGAUACAUUUGAUGACUCUGUAGAAGUUAAUUGGGUAACUAUGGCUGAACAGUUCUAGUUUGUGUAGGGUGCAGUCAAAUCAAUAUAAAUGCUUUAAAUGUUGCUUUAAAAAAUUAUAUUUUUACUCUUACAUUUUUGUUUAACAGAUUUCCUGUGAUGGCUGUGGACGAUGGUUCCAUGCAGGGUGUGUGGGGGAUCCUUCAGCUUUCCAUGUUUACAUAUGUUU